This is a messenger RNA of Andrographis paniculata, 1963 nucleotides long. Its product is annotated as KH domain-containing protein At4g18375-like. Bases 207 to 1736 code for a protein of 509 amino acids. Gene Ontology annotation, cellular component: nucleus; cytoplasm. The transcript has 7 exons. The record is from RefSeq and is a predicted model, not a curated record. Gene Ontology annotation, molecular function: mRNA binding. NCBI's taxonomy places the organism in Eukaryota, Viridiplantae, Streptophyta, Magnoliopsida, Lamiales, Acanthaceae. Gene Ontology annotation, biological process: regulation of gene expression.
AAUCAUGCCUAGAUAUUUCUCCCCCAAAUAUUAGUAAUAUGCCCUCCAACACAAUUUCAUCGGAAGCGGUUAUCACACUCACACCACCAACCUUUGCGCCUCCGAAGCCUCCUUCCUUUUCUCGCCGCCGCCGCCGCCGCCGUUCAAUCUCUCUUACCUAUUGUGUCUGUUGCUUGCAAUUAGGUGAAUAGAACCCUAAUUAAAGUAUGGGCCAGCGGAGUGAUUAUGGAAAAGUGUUAUCUGAGUAUUCUGGAACUGAGGGAGGGAAAAGAAGAAAUGUAAGUGAUGAGAAUUUAAUAGGACCUGAGUAUACAGUGUAUCGUUAUCUCUGCCCUUUGAGGAAGAUUGGGAGCAUAAUCGGUAUUGGGGGUGAUAUUGCGAAGCAACUGAGGGCUCAAACGCAAGCAAAGAUUAGGAUUAGUGAAACAAUUCCGGGGUGUGACGAGCGAGUAAUUACAAUUUACAGUGUGGGGGACGAAACAAAUGAGUAUGGAAAUGAACACAUUUCGGCUGCUCAGGAUGCUCUGUUUAGAGUUCAUGAUCGUGUCGUGGCUGAGGAAUCGCCAGUGAAUGGUUCUCUUGAUGACCCUCUGCAAGUCAAUGUAAGGUUGCUUGUGCCAUCAGAUCAAAUAGGUUGUGUCAUUGGUAAAGGCGGGCAGAUAAUUCAGAGCUUAAGGAACGAAACUCUUGCACAGAUCAGAAUUUUGGGCAGCGAGCAUUUGCCGCCUUGUGCUUUAAGUUCUGAUGAACUCAUUCAGAUCAACGGAGAAGCUAACGUCGUUAAGAACGCCCUUUACCACGUGGCGCUUCGCCUUCAUGAAAAUCCGUCACGAUCACAGCAGAAUUUAUUGACGUCGCCCAGCAUUUAUAGAUCUGGAAUCGGUUACAACAGCCCACAUGUCGGGGGUCCACCCAUGGGCGUGACUUCCCUAACGGUUCCCUACGGGAAUCACAGAAGUACUGGUAUCGCAAAGGAAUUUGCAAUUCGUAUCGUUUGUCCCGUCGAAAAUCUUGGGGCCGUGAUCGGCAAAGGCGGUGCUAUUAUCAAACAAACGCGACAGGAAUCGGGUGCGUUCAUUGUUGUCGAUAGUUCUGGGGCGGAUGAAGAUGAUUGCAUUAUAUCCAUCUCUUCUCGAGAGGUACUUGAAGCGCCUUCUCGGACUAUCGAUGCGGCGGUGCGGUUGCAGCCUCGGUGCAGCGAGAAAAUACUACGCGAGUCGGGUGAUCCUGUCAUCACUACCCGUCUGCUAAUCCCGAGCUCAAGAAUUGGAUGCGUCAUCGGUAAGGGUGGUGCUAUAAUUAAGGAGAUAAGAAGUACUUCUCGAGCAAGUAUUCGCAUUUUUACCGAUGAAAAUGUUCCGAAAGUUGCGCUGGAAGACGACGGGAUGGUCCAGAUAAUUGCCGACGCAAAUGCUGCGAAGAAUGCGUUAUUACAAGUCCUGCAGCGCUUGAGAGCUAAUGUAUUCGAGACCGAUGGAAAUCUACCAGCGUUUUCACCGCCCGUCCCACCCCUGGCUGACGAGGCAUUCAACGGUCCGAAAUACGCAAAUUGCGGCGAUUCUCGAGCACGUAAUCAAGGAUACUCGGCGUAUGCUGGUAGCUACGGCGCUAAACCCUCGCCUCCACCUAACAGUUAUGGGGCUUAUGACAAUUCACAGAUUGUCGGCGGAAGUGGCUACGGCGACUACGCAGGUUAUCCGUCUGGUCACUCUCCCGGUGCCAGCUACGGCGCCUGAUACUGAAAGCGCGAAGCAUAAUCGAUAAACAGACAAGCGAUCGAGACGCGGCUAUUCCCUAAUUUGCCCCUGAAAGCUCUGUUUUUUUUUACAUCUUUCCUUGCCAAUGUUUUGAAUCAGAAAAAUUUAACUCAACCUGUGUGUCUUGAUGGAUCCGGAUUUUGUUUUAGACCUUUUUCUACCUCAACAUUGGCUGAAACUAUAAGCUUCUUGAUCUGGUCUUGAUC